AUGGCAGAAGAGAGUCAAUUCAAUAUACACGGCUAUAAUAUAGUUACUAUUCUCAAGAGAUUAGAGGCGGCUACUUCACGUCUUGAAGAUAUUACAAUUUUUCAACAGGAAGCAAGUGAUGUUACGUCACCUAAAGAUAAAUCGACAGCCAAUACUUCAAAUGCAGAGGUUAAUCAAAAAACAAGCUCGAAAAAGGAGUCAGUUCCUUCGCAAGCUGAAAUACCAAAGCUGAUCUCCGCGUUUAAGGAAUACAUUGAUUCUUAUAUAACCCCAUUCAUUCAAACAUCGAAAGAGAUCGAUCCGAUUGUAGGUGAAGCAGCCGAAGAAUUGGGCAAAGCAUUUGAAGAGGAAAAGAAAUUCUUAGAGAUAGUCGCUAUCACAAGGAAGCCUGAUCCUACUGAUCCUGCUUAUCUGCAAUUGUUUUCACCAAUCAAUCGAUGCAUCAGCAAGAUUAAUGACAUCAAAGAAGCAAAUAGAAAAUCGAAAUUUUUCAACCACCUAAGCACAAUAAGUGAAGGAAGUGCAGUUUUAGGAUGGAUUGCAACUGAAACCCCAGUAUCUAUAAUCCUUGAUUUCAAAGAUAGUUCACAAUUCUGGUCAAAUCGUAUCAUGAAAGAAUAUAAAGGUGACGAAAAGCAAACUGAAUGGGUAAAACAAUUUUUGGGAAUAUUCGAACCUCUUAGCUUAUAUGCCAAAGAGUAUCAUACUACUGGUCCAUCGUGGAAUAAGCGCGAUGGUAAACUUUUGAAGGAUGUCCUAUCAUCGUCUAACUCAGAUACUGCGACUGCUCCUUCUGGCGGCGUACCACCUCCACCUCCACCUCCAUUGCCACCAGCGACCAUCUUUGAAGAAGAGACUCCAACACAAUCAUCAACAGGAGGCAUGAAUGCCGUGUUUGCUCAACUCAACAAAGGUGAAAAUAUUACAUCGGGCCUUAAAAAGGUUGAUAAGUCCGCUCCUAAGAAGCCUCCCGCGGUUCCCAAAAAGCCUGCCGCAUCGAAGAAACCAUCUAAUUUAUCUACUGGGCCUGUUCCAAAGUCGAAACCACCUCGUAAAGAACUAGUUGAUGGCUCUAAGUGGAUGAUUGAGAACUAUACUGCUGAUGACGUACAACUGCCAAUUAUAAUCGAUGCUGAAAUGAACCACUCGAUCUAUAUUGGAAACUGUGAUGGAUUAACCGUUCAAGUGAAAGGAAAAGCAAAUGCUAUUUCAAUAUCUGAAACUCGUAAAACUGGGGUUGUGGUUGAUUCUUUAAUCUCAGGAAUUGACAUAAUCAAGUCUUACAAGUUUGGUGUGCAAGUUACUGGCUCUGUAGGUGUCAUUAGUAUCGAUAAAUCAGACGAGGGUAGUAUCUACUUAUCUAAAGAAGCUGCUGAGGCUGAUCCUCAAGUUUUCACAAGUUGCACAACUGCAUUGAACAUUAAUCUUCCUAAAGACGAUGAUUUCAUCGAAGUAGCAGCUCCGGAGCAGAUCAAACAUACCGUGAAGAAUGGUAAGUUGCACAGUGAGAUAUUUGAACAUGCUGGUUAG
Priceomyces carsonii is the source of this 1530-nucleotide messenger RNA. RefSeq names its product adenylate cyclase-binding protein (gene SRV2). Lineage: Eukaryota; Fungi; Ascomycota; Pichiomycetes; Serinales; Debaryomycetaceae. The record is from RefSeq and is a predicted model, not a curated record. Bases 1 to 1530 code for a protein of 509 amino acids. The transcript has a single exon. Gene Ontology annotation, cellular component: cytoplasm. Gene Ontology annotation, molecular function: actin binding; adenylate cyclase binding. Gene Ontology annotation, biological process: cytoskeleton organization; actin filament organization.